Ciona intestinalis (vase tunicate) is the source of this 2274-nucleotide messenger RNA. The record is from RefSeq and is a predicted model, not a curated record. Lineage: Eukaryota; Metazoa; Chordata; Ascidiacea; Phlebobranchia; Cionidae.
AAGAGGAAAUGCACGCUACUAAUUCGACCCUUGUAUAUAUACGUUACAUUCAUCCAUUUAAAUAUUAAUUCAUCCAACUAAUGCUAACUAAGAUAGAUUAGGUUAGUUGAACAUAAUUGUGCCACGCUCUCAGCAUCUAAUGUCGGGGGAUAAUUCCGCAUUCCGUGGUUGGUGGUUGAAUUUAGUGUUACGAUGUUAAGCAACAAUCCAGUCCACGUCUCGCGUCUAUCUCCUCUUUUCGGAUAACCAGGGAACCAAUCUCCAUGAUAACCAGGUUUCCCGUUGCUCUGUGUCACUUUAUCAGUCUGUUGAUAAAUAACAGAACUUCUCAACUUGGGAAACUAAAUUCUAGGCGCUAAAAGUUUACAUUUAAUUGAGAAUAAUUUUUCGAAAUAAUUUUGAAAAACGCUUUAAUAUAUGUUUUACAAAACACGAUUAAAACAACCAUAAAGAACAAAUAGUUAAUUGAACAGUUAUGGCAUAACUCCCACAUUUUGGGUAUUUGUUCAACGCUAAAUCGCCACUUUAAAAAAUAUAUGACGUCAUUGAACGAAUUUUAAUCCGACAAGUAUGUAUGCUGUCGGCUGUAAACAAACCGUUGAUCGUAUAUUUCCAUUCGUUUGUUAUGGUUUAAGAAAAAGGUAAGUUACAAAGGUGAUAUUUAAUACUUAUUUUUAAAAAAUAGAUUGUGUUGUAGUUUUCGUUUAAUAACCGAAACGUUUGUAUCCAGUUUUUAGUGCAUAAGAUUCGUGUUAACUAAAUGAACGAUUCCGUAGUUUGGCCUCGAUCCUGAUAAUGUUAGAUCUUUUUUCUGAUAACCAGUAUUGGAAGCCACCUUUGCCGGAUAUUUCUGUUGACAUACAAUAUUUGCCUGUACAAAAUCAAAACAAAACUAAGGAUAACAAUGUCCAUCAUAAUGAUGUUGCAUGUACUAAAGCUACUGAGUUGCUUGUAGUUGAAAACUGCUACUGUAGCCAGCUGAAUCUUUCUGAUCAAUCCAACAAGAAAAAUCAAUACAUGAUGGCUCCUUGUGGGCUGUAUUAUCAUAGUGCAAAUCCCGAAAGUAAUUCCAGCUCCCUGUAUACUGAAGAUAGUCUACACACAAGCAGUCAGAAGAAACCUAAUGAAUUAUUUAAAAGAAAGUGCGCGUACUGUGUAACUGCAGCAAAAUUUCAGGGAAAUAACAACAACAGCAACAACAAUUCAAAUGCUUUGGAAUUAAUAAGUCGUGCUUCCACUAAAUCUGCUAAAUCAGAUACUUUGCAAUUAAAUCCAAGUUAUGAUAGAUUACUGUCGGUAAAAAGUACUUGUGGUAAAAGCAUGGGGAACACUGAGAGCAACAAUGGCCGAAGAUAUAACUUGAUCACUUCAGAUAUAGAUAAACUUGUCGUAGGAAAAUCGAAAGGUCACAGUCACAAUAAAAGAAGUUUACAAACAAGUGGGCGGAGUAAAAGUCUGUCAACUAAAAGAAAGGAAUUACAAAUCACCGAUGAUGGAUUUUGUUUAACUACUAAAAGUUCAAGAUUAUUAGACAGAGUGAAAUCUGAAGAUGAAAUAACAUUUGAAGUCGUUCCAGAGUCUAAAAAAAGUUCAAAACCUCAAAGCCAUGUGAAAAGUUUACUAUCGAAUGAGCAUGAAGAAAUAUCCACAGAACAACGGAGAUUAGAAGAUGUUGCAAAAGAAGUUGUGAAUAGUGUUGUUGUUGAUGCUGAGGUUAAUAUGUUAGUUGGUGGUCCAUCUCCUGUGUUAUAUGAUGGUGGAACACCUUGUUAUUGUAACAUGGCUCAACGGAGUUUGGUUGAUGUCUCAACUAACAGCACGUUCUCAGGUGAAACUUUGCUAAAUUGGUUAUUAUGUGGUGGCAAAUAUAAAGACAAUUGUAAUGAUGUUUUUGUGACUGAGUUUUGUGAAAAACUUUUAAAAUGUGGAAUUCUACGCACACAAACAAAUAUUCCUGGAGCAAAAUUUAAAUUGAAUGGUUUGUACAAAUGGUUUGAACCAACACAAAGAUACAAAUCAACCAGUGAGCCAAAUCUUGAACAAUUACCAUCUGAGCCUAAAAACAUGAAACGAAAUUCGUUACCAAGUGAAAAACAACAGAGGCUGCCCACUACUGUCCAGUCAAAGUUAAACUCCUAUAUUUCAGUUGCUGAUUUAUCUUCUAUUACAACUACAAGUCCAAAUGAAGGUUUUCGAAACAAUUCAAAUCGUUUAAAGACAAAUAUCGACCAAUCCAGCAUCGCAACUCAAACAGAGGUUUCAUUCAGUGAAUGA